Etheostoma cragini (Arkansas darter) is the source of this 2931-nucleotide messenger RNA. Its product is annotated as voltage-dependent calcium channel gamma-5 subunit. Gene Ontology annotation, cellular component: AMPA glutamate receptor complex; postsynaptic density membrane. The transcript has 6 exons. The record is from RefSeq and is a predicted model, not a curated record. Bases 298 to 1131 code for a protein of 277 amino acids. Gene Ontology annotation, molecular function: channel regulator activity; voltage-gated calcium channel activity. Gene Ontology annotation, biological process: neurotransmitter receptor transport, postsynaptic endosome to lysosome; postsynaptic neurotransmitter receptor diffusion trapping; calcium ion transport. Lineage: Eukaryota; Metazoa; Chordata; Actinopteri; Perciformes; Percidae.
CCUCCGCACACCUGAACAGAGGUGGAGUGGGGAGUUUGGCGCCACGUGCCACGCGGCACGCGCCACGCUGUUAGUACUCGCUUGGAUAGUAGUGGUGCGCGAGCUACGCAGCCACGGGUCCCGUCCGCCACACAGGCUCAUCUCGCGCCAAAACCGAGACAACACGGACCGACUGGACAGAGAGAAACAAGAGAAAAAAGAAAAAGGAAGAGGGAGAGCCGUGCUUUCAUCAGCGAGUCUUCUUCGUUAAGCUCCCCUUUCUGCCGGCGGCGCCCCCCCUGCUGUUGAAGCUGUGGUAUGAGCCUAUGUGGCAGAAAGGCGCUGACUUUGCUGAGCAGCGUUUUCGCUGUUUGCGCUCUGGGCCUGUUGGGGAUCGCUGUAAGCACAGAUUACUGGCUCUACCUGGAGGAAGGUGUCAUCCUUCCCCUCAACCAGACCAACGAGAUACGCAUGUCCCUUCACUCCGGCCUUUGGAGGGUUUGCUUCUUGGCUGGGGAGGAGAAAGGCCGGUGUUUUACUAUAGAGUAUGUGAUGCCCACUAACGUCCAGAUGACCUCCGAGUCCACUGUUAGUGUCCUGAAGAUGAUCCGUUCUGCCACACCCUUUCCUCUGGUCAGCCUCUUCUUCAUGUUCAUUGGUUUUGUACUGAGUAACAUCGGCCACAUCCGCCCCCAUCGCACCAUCCUGGCCUUUGUUUCUGGAAUCUUCUUCAUCCUGUCAGGUCUCUCUCUAGUAGUUGGUCUGGUGUUGUACAUCUCCAACAUUAAUGAUGAAAUGUUAAACAGAACCAAAACUAACGAGGCCUACUUCAGCUACAAUUAUGGCUGGUCAUUUGCUUUUGCUGCCAUCUCCUUCCUGCUCACUGAGACGGCAGGUGUUAUGUCAGUGUACCUGUUCAUGAAGCGUUAUACAGCAGAGGAAAUGUAUCGGCCCCAUCAGGGCUUCUACCGGCCUCGCCUCAGCAACUGUUCAGAUUACUCUUGCCAGUUCCUCCAUCCAGAUGCCUUGGCCGGGCGUGGUCGCAGUGCCUCCGCCAUCUCCUCUGAGGCCUCCGUCCAGAUGAACUCUCACAACUACCCUGCUCUCCUCAAGUGUCCUGAGUAUGAACAAAUGUCCUCCUCGCCUUGCUGAGGAUGAGUUGUUGUGUUGGAGUAAAAUUGACAGAUAAUUUGAUGUUAUCCAGCUUGAAUCACUUCCCUCCUCAAGUGUCCUGACUAUGACCUGAUUCUACCCUCCUCACUGUUUCACAAUUUCUUAUUUACUUUUUUUGCUUCUUUGGGGAUAAAACUUAAAUUGAAGGCUAGCUAGUUCCCUUUAUUCUGAGAUAAUCUUUCAUGUUUCAGGUAGAAAUGUUAGAGGAAGAGAGAGGAAAGAGUUGGACCAGGUUGUAGUUUCAUUGAUAGGUGAUCAGCAACCUGCUGAUCUGAGAAAGGUAUGGUGAAGUUAUCUGAAAGGAGUACCUUACGUAGCCUCAACUUGCAGUGAGUAAUUCAGCUAUUUGCUUGUAGUAGCCUACUGCCACCAUCCUGAUAACAUUUUGACAGGAUAACAUGCUGCACAUCCGAAGACAUGGAGUUUAGAACUGGAUAGGCAACUACUGUAUGUGCAAAGGAUGCAGAGUCUGCAGGUAUAAUGAAUGUGAAUUUCAACCGUUCAAAUAUCAUUUCAUUCAGCAUGCCGUUUGACACACAAACUAUUUGACUAGGGUUACAUUCUGGGAUGGUUGGGUUUCUGACAGAUGGUAUUUGACGUUCCAUACGAACUUCACCUCUCACGCAACCCUCUGAGAAUUUCUGCAUCAAGUGUGUCAAUUUGCAGAUGACACUGGUGUUCAGUUAACAGCCGGAAGUACUUUCCUCUUAAGGUCCUUUAUAUAGGAACCAUUAAUUGUUAUGCACCCACAGGUGUUUUCCUAAACGUUUUAAGGUGGAACUGAAGGGUGGAACGCUUUACUUUUGUUGUAUUUACAUAUAUUAUAUGUGGUUAGAUUACACCUUGUGAAAUUCUUCAUUUGGAAGCUUAUUUUUUUGGUCCCUUUCAGCAGUUUAAGGAUUGACACCAAAGGAAAGGUUUGUUUUAAAUGCUAAGUAUGAUAAAUAAUGUUUUUAAAGGCCUAAGUCUGAAUAUAUUACUGGUUAUUUAAACUUUGAGUGUAAAGGGAACAGCCCAAAUAAAAAAUGCUUUAUUUGCUCUCAUAACCAGUUAUUAAGAAAAAUACAGGACUGCUCACAUUGUUUCAAACAAUACAGAUGUACAUAAACCUUAUGUGGUAUCUGAGAACCUACGAUUCCUGCAUACGGUGGUCUAAAAGUGUAUUUAACCAACAUUUAAAAAGAAAACAAGCAGUACAGGGGCAACACUGUUUGAUUGUGUUGAUCAGAUUAGACAAGAUUUAUUAAACAUUUAAAGAAAAAGAGCAAGCCAAUGGGGAGAAGAUUAAGUUUCUGUGCUCAUAGAUUUUGAUGAAGCAUGUGAAUGUUGUGGUAUUAAAGACUAUUUUGAUAUGGAGCCAUUGAGAAUAGAAGAUAUGCUGAAGGAAACAUUGAUGAAUGAUUUCUUUUGUUGUUGCAUAUAGUAAAAUACCUCUCACACAAAAAUAUAUUAAGCCAAAUUAUAGAUGCAUAUUUUUUCAAUCUACCCCCUUCUAAUGACACACAUUCUGUUAUCCUCAGUGUGUCAAGAAGGAAGUUGUAUUCAGGUUAAGUGGCUUAAGGUUAAGUAUUGAAUAUAUACAUGUCAUGCCGUGUGAGUAAACACAUUACAGAGAAGCCUAUUGUCUUGUGCAAUAUUUUUUCUUAGUUUAAUAUAUUAUUACACUUAUGAUUAUUGUCAUUAUUUCAUGUUGCAUGGUGUGCACUACACAUAUUAUUAAUGGCAUGCAACAUUUCAUCACUGGAUCAUGUUAUUGCACCUGCACACGUAAAACAAACA